AUGUCUGCCACCUCCGACGCGGCACCGACUGUAGAUGUCUGGAGUCGCGAGGCUCUCAGUAUUUUAGAGGCGAAUAUCACAGAUGCAGCGAGCGCUAUUGAUUCUGCGCUGCUACAGCUCCAGAGGCACACAGAGCGCCUCAUCUCCCUUGAAUCUGAGUCUGAUUAUCUGCGGCUACAAAUUGAGCACUGCUCUGCAUCGUUUUCUAUGUUAUUCAUGCCUCAGGAUGUGGCCCGACAACUGUUUAUCAGGCCACUGAUCAAUCUUCCUGAAGACUUCACGCAAGGCCUAGUUGAAGCCAGAACUAUACUGUCCGAUAUCAACGGGCUGACCGUGGAACGUCGGCGGCUCCGCAAUGAGACAGUAAAACUCUUCAGUCGGACGUUUGCAGAACUAACUGCAGCGAACGACAGACCGCCGCAACCUGCGAGGAACGGAAUCAUCCAACAACACUUUGCUCGGCUGUGGGACAUCAGACAGGUCCUGACAACUCAGCACGAACAGAUGGAGCAUUUGAGAAAGAAGCUUGUGGUUCAAAUCGGUUCCUUGAUCGCUGCCCCAGAAUUCCUCCCGGAUCAGGCUGGCUCGCCGAUCAACGUAGUUGAUCUCAGAACUGCCCUUCAGGCAUUCAUCGACCUCUGCCGGGGUGCUCGAGCACACAGCAGGUUUCUCAGAGUCGCGUCCGUGCGCGACUCAGGACUAGCACUAAGCAACGAAACAAAGUGA
Messenger RNA from Fomitopsis serialis, 726 nucleotides. RefSeq lists its product as uncharacterized. The transcript has 5 exons. Lineage: Eukaryota; Fungi; Basidiomycota; Agaricomycetes; Polyporales; Fomitopsidaceae. The record is from RefSeq and is a predicted model, not a curated record. The coding region runs from base 1 to 726 and encodes 241 amino acids.